AAUCCAUACAAUCUUUCCCCUCGAGACAACGAAAUUGGUUUCAAGACGGGAUUGCAUAACGCCCGCAUUUUCGAAAAGUCACGACAUUUGACUGGCUAUAUUCGCGCCGAUCUGACAAGUAUCUGGUUUUGUUUCCUGAAAAGUUAGUCAUCAACGACAUUGCACAUGAUAUCUGACAGUUUUCGUCACACGAUUGUUAAGUGACAUCUCGAGAAGAACUGCUCGAGGUAUAGAGCGUCCUUUGCUUAUUGAAUCUUACCAAAGAUUUGGUAAAUAUGAGGCAAUAGCUUUCGUUUUUCUGGUGUCCAUUUCGAACGCCGAUUGUUUGGAAUGUUUUCCCGCUUCUGUACGUCAUUCUCCCGCCAAAUGUUACGGUAAACCAUGGAACUCCAUCUUGAGUAACUCUCUAAUGUCUUGUGGCAAACAUGAUUGCUCAUAAAAUCCUCUCGACAUUAUCCUUGGUUUUCGCUAGCUAUGGCAAAAUAAGUUACCUAUGUGGCGAAAUGAAUAGAUUGCGUUCAGCCUUGGGCGAAAAUUCCACAUAAAAAUCGAGAUCAACGAGCGUAUUUUAAUAUGGGAUGUGGUGUAUCGGUGGAAAAUGGAGAUGAUUUGAGCGUAGCAUUGGGAAAGUCGGAAAAAGCCAUACGUUCGGCGAUCUUAAUUCAGAAAUGGUUCAGACGAUAUCAGGCUCGCAUCGAAGCCCGACGAAGGUGUACUUGGAAGAUUUUCCAAAGCGUCGAAUAUGCUGGUGAACAAGAUCAGUUGAAGCUAUUCAACUUCUUUUAUGACAUGCUGAACCAUGUUGCUGAUGGUGAAAAUAAUGCUGUGGAUAUUUUACGCAAGGGUUCAGCAAGUAGUUCUACAUCCAUAGCAUCAAAGACAUCAGAGAAAUUAGAGAUGCUCACUGAUCCAUCAAAGAUAACAGUUGAUGAAACUUACAGGGGACCUCAUGUUGCACUGCCACUUACACUUCUCACUGUUCACAAAAUCAUUGAGCACUUUAAAUCUCGCAAGCUCCUUCAUGUUAAGUAUGUCCUCCUCAUUCUUCGAGAGACGAGGGAAAAGCUCAAGGUAUUACCAAACAUCUACAGGGCUUCCACAAGCAUCUCCAAACAGAUAACCAUAUGUGGUGACCUCCAUGGGAAACUGGAUGAUCUGUUUGUGAUUUUUCACAAGAAUGGUCUUCCUUCUGCUGAAAAUCCUUACAUCUUUAAUGGUGACCUUGUGGAUCGAGGUCCUUACUCCAUUGAAAUUGCCAUCAUUUUAUUUUCAUUUUUCCUGCUUUAUCCCACUGGUGUUUACAUUAAUCGUGGUAAUCAUGAGGAUCAUAUAAUGAAUCUCAGAUACGGAUUUGUCAAAGAAGUAAUGGACAAGUACAAGGAACAUUCUUCAAAAGUCAUGAGGUUGUUUGGAGAUAUCUUUGGGUGGCUUCCCUUAGCCACAGUGGUGAACAACAAAAUUCUUGUCACUCAUGGAGGAAUAUCUAAUAUUACAGAUUUGUCACGCAUUGAUAAAAUUGACCGUCACAAGUAUGUGUCAAUACUCAAGCCCCCGGGCAUGGACAAAGCACAACCAGAUACUGUUGAUCUAAUGGAGUGGAGACAGGUGUUGGAUCUGCUGUGGAGUGACCCCAAACCCCUCCCUGGUUGUAAACCAAACACUUUUAGAGGAGGGGGCUGUUACUUUGGUCCAGACAUCACAGACCGCAUCCUGAAGAAACAUGAUUUGGAGCUUCUUGUGCGUUCUCAUGAAUGUAAAUUUGAAGGAUAUGAAUAUAUGCACGGUGGAAAGGUCAUAACAAUAUUCUCAGCAUCAGAUUACUAUGAGCAGGGAAGCAACAGGGGUGCAUACAUGAAGAUUGGACCUGAUAUGAAACCUUACUUUGUUCAGUAUCAAGCUUCCAAAGCUAAGAAGCAUCUCACCCUGAAACAAAGGAUUGGAAUAGUAGAAGAGUCUGCAAUACGAGAAUUAAAGGAAAGGCUUUAUGCCAACAAGAUAGCUUUAAUGGCUGCCUUUGAAGAAACAGACAAGGAAAAAACAGGAUAUUUGACUGCAACUCAGUGGGCAACUGCUGUGGAGAGUGUGUUGAAAUUAGACGUACCAUGGAACAUGUUGAGACAUCAGCUUGCCCAUGUUCUGCCAGAUGGAAAAGUGGAUUACCGUUCAUGCUUUGAUCAGUAUAUCAUUGAGACAGGACUACACAAGAAUGGCCCAAGCAUCACUGAGACGCUCUACAGACAUAGGUCAAAUUUGGAAACAAUUUUCCGCUUAAUGGAUAAAGACAAUUCAGGGUAUGUUUCAAUGGAAGAAUUUGAGGAGUCUUGUCGUCUUCUUAAUGAGCAUACUAACUCCAAUAUCCCAGUUGACUCCAUUGAAGAUUUGGCAAAAAGUAUAGACAUGGACAAAGAUGGCCACAUUGACUUCAAUGAAUUCCUGGAAGCAUUUAGACUUGUGAAUCAUUCCAACUCUAACCAUUUGUCUUGCAAAGAGCAUUCUCCGGUCAAUUCAAUACACAUUGUUUCAUAAAACAUUCAGCAACCACAUGAGAGUUUCAUGAACAGUAAGUGAACAAGUAAAUUUAAAAAAAUGUGCAGCAAAGAAUUUUCUUCAUUUUGGUGUUAAUUAGAUGUACAUAACCAUGCAUACCUGUACAUAUUUAUAUCCAUACUUGAAGUGUUCACAUUUUAUUAUUUAUUAUUCUUGUACAUACCAAAUCAUUGUUUUUACAAGCAAAGAAAAAUUUUUAAUAGUACAACUGUAUGGAUUUGUUGCAAACUAAUGGCUUGAAAGAAAAACUCCAAGUUAUUCCUCAACAUCCUCUUAGCAUAGCAAAGCAAAUGACAGGAAGAGAAAAUUUGAGUGUUGACCCUUUAAACCCUCAGAGCAACCAGCACCUAAUUUCUUCUCAAAGUAAUAAAACUGAAUCUUUCAUUAAGAUCAUUAGAAUAAAGGAAAUGAUUGCCAAUUCUCCAGUAGCAAAGGAAACGUAUAGAUAAAUAGUACAGAGAAUAUGGAUACUGAUGAUAGGUUGUAAAGGGUUAGGGCUCUUAAGGUGCUGCCAUACUGUAUAUGGGGGGGGGGGGGAGUAACACAUAGUUGAUUAUCAACUAAAAGCUGGUUAUGGUAGAAAAACUAAACCUUUGGUCUGAUGAAGGGGUAAUGCUGAAAACAUCAGCCUUCCAAAUACUCCACAGUGCUUAGUUCAUGGUCAUGCAUGGUUUUACGCUAAUAACCAUAGGACUGGUGUAGAACAUUUCAUGGGACUCUAAUAAGUUUGUGUUGGUUUUUUUAGCAGGCAAUACCAAUGCUUUCAAUUCAUUUGGUAAUUUGACAAUGGUUAAAAAUGUUGUUUCAAAAUCUUUAUGAAAGAUUGGCUCCUCUAUUAACAUAUAUUUUUUGUGGGGUGAUAGGUAAACCUCAGCAUUACAAAUGAUCAAACCACUUUUGAUUAAUUUAUGCCAAGCAUGACAGAGAAUUUAAAAGGAAAUUUUGAAAAAAAAUUUAAAAUAAUGAAUCAAUACACUUAACUGUAAUAAGAGGUUAAACUAACUGGCCAAGAUGUGUAUGCCAGUAUUGGAGUAGCUCACCAUUUAGAAAUGAGCUAACAUGCAUUGCAGCCUCUUCAGUUUCUUUUAUAAGCUAAGCAAGAGAAACAUGAACUGAGUGGGAGCUGUGGAAAGGCAUGGGGUGAUCUUAUACCCAGAUCCUACCAUGUAACUAUAACUGAAAUGUAGGACAAUGGCUUGGUCAUGGAAGGUCUGGGUACAAGAGUAAGUGUAGAGCUCAAGGGAGCAAAGCACAGUGAGAGCAGAGGAAAUAGAAAAUACUGCUAUGCAGGAUAUUGAUUAAUAAAUUAAUUCCAUUGCUGUAAUAGGUAAUACAAUUGUUCCUAUACUUUUGGCUAGUUCCCUAAGAUCAAAUGUGCAUGGUCUAGCACUGGUUAAAAAAUGUUAUAACAGGAUUGAAAUAUCAAGUGUCUGAACAGAUUCAGAGAAAUAAACUUUUUCCAGGCACAAGUUGUUGAUCUGAGUGGGCCAUUCAGUCCUCUUGUAAGGUUUUUUAUGAUGGUUGCAUGAAGUGACCUGGAGUAUACUGUUACCUCCUCUGGAUAAGAUGUCAGUCAAACAAAAAAAGUUUUAUUACAAGGCCAUCUCUACAAAAGUUUUGUAUAUUAUGUUACAAUUUGGUCACUGUUCAUUUUGAUUAACACUCAAAGAGAACAACUUCUGAUUAUUUGCAA
This is a messenger RNA of Pocillopora verrucosa, 4240 nucleotides long. Its product is annotated as serine/threonine-protein phosphatase with EF-hands pef-1-like. NCBI's taxonomy places the organism in Eukaryota, Metazoa, Cnidaria, Anthozoa, Scleractinia, Pocilloporidae. Gene Ontology annotation, molecular function: iron ion binding; phosphoprotein phosphatase activity; manganese ion binding. Gene Ontology annotation, biological process: detection of stimulus involved in sensory perception. The record is from RefSeq and is a predicted model, not a curated record.